AUGCUGCCAGCGCGCCUCGAGGGCCUGUAUGCCACAAGGCGGGGUGUCUGGCUUCUGUCCGCCGCCGGAGCUCGGAGCGCCCCAGCCGUCCUCCUUCCCAAAGAUUCGAAUUCAUCGGAGCACUACAAAGACUUGUUGCGUCCCACGUUGGUACGUCCCAUGUCCAUGACCAUCACACGGAUUGCCCCGCGACGACUGGUCGCCCCGAGCUUCGCUCGCCCGCUCUUGGCCGCUUCUUCCACCUCUUGCUCGUCUGCCACCGCGACGCCCAAACUCAAUCGCUCACCAGCUUCUCCAAGAUUCGCAUCCACCAUGUCUGACCAGACCAUCAUCUUCACCAAGGACGCUCCUGCUCCUGUCGGCCCCUACUCCCAGGCCAUCAAGACCCCCUUCGCCAUCUACUGCUCCGGCGCCAUCCCUCUCACUGCCGACGGCACCUUUGUUGGCUCCAACAUCACCACCCAGACCACCCAGUGCUGCGAGAACCUCAAGGCCGUCCUCGCCGAGGCUGGCUCCUCCAUCCCCAAGGUCGUCAAGACCAUGAUCUUCAUCUCCGACAUGGCCCACUUCGCCGAGAUGAACGCCGAGUACGAGAAGUUCUUCUCCCACAAGCCCGCUCGCAGCUGCGUCGCCGUCAAGACCCUUCCCAAGAACGUCGACGUCGAGAUCGAGGCUAUUGCUCUGCCUUAA
Akanthomyces muscarius is the source of this 690-nucleotide messenger RNA. RefSeq lists its product as uncharacterized. NCBI's taxonomy places the organism in Eukaryota, Fungi, Ascomycota, Sordariomycetes, Hypocreales, Cordycipitaceae. Gene Ontology annotation, cellular component: cytosol; mitochondrion. The transcript is spliced from 5 exons. The record is from RefSeq and is a predicted model, not a curated record. Gene Ontology annotation, molecular function: deaminase activity. The coding region runs from base 1 to 690 and encodes 229 amino acids.